Pelobates cultripes (western spadefoot toad) is the source of this 13161-nucleotide messenger RNA. NCBI's taxonomy places the organism in Eukaryota, Metazoa, Chordata, Amphibia, Anura, Pelobatidae. The record is from the annotation of a GenBank genome assembly.
GUCUAACUAAAAAAAUAAAAUAAAAAAAGUUUUUAUUUUUAAGAUGCAUUUUCAAGUUUUGCAUAUAUUAAGGUCAACAGAUGGUCAUAUGCCAGUCAAGUUUGCAAAUCUGUUUUUCCACUCCUACUGUUUGCUGUGAUUUUAUUACAUCUAAAAAUUUUGGAUGAGGGUCCAGUGUAUAUGCAUGUCUCUACCCAAAAUCCUUUUUUGCUGGAAACAGAAUCUUUGGCUUAUCUGGGAAAUGUAGUUGUCAUCUACAUCUAGCGAUGCUCUGCUGACCUUGCUGUGCUUACGGUGCCAUUUUUUCCAUUAAAUAGUUAUUGCGUAUAAUUUGUGUAGAUUACUCAGACUCCAAAGCUACCACCUGGGCAGCAUGCCAAUGUCUAUAGCAAAAAACCAAGAUUGUCCAGGCCGUCAAGGUGUGCAAAUCAGGCAGGUUUAUUGGAGAAUACUGAAACGUUUCGACCUCAACUGAGGUCUUUAUCAAGCUAUAGACACUGGCAUACUGCCCAUCUUGUUUUUUUUUUUUCUAAUAUUGUCCGAGGCACAGACAACCUCAGGUCCAGCUAAGCACCGGGUAUGUGGAGGGAGUGCAGAAGACUGGUUCUAAAAUGUCUAUAGCUUGACACUCUGGCACAAAAAACAGGCUGUCGUUAUCACAUGAAAUGGCUGGGUUUCCGAACUGCGUGCAGGGAAGUUUUUUUUUCUCCUCUUUUUCUUGCAGGGGUAUUCGAGACGACAUUGAGGAAGAAGAUGAUCAGGUAGGUUUUGUUUCUGUCUUUAUCCUUAAACAGAAUAUUUCUCUAUGAGUCACACAUGGACCACACUGUUUCUAAAGCCCCACUCUGUAGUCUGUGCAAGCUGGUGAUUAGCUCACCAUUUUGGUAUAAGACCUGUACAAGGCGCCACCUAGUGGGAGCCUAUUACUUUCAUUUUUCUUCAUUUUUGUACAUACCUUGUUGCUGCUUCGCAUACAUAUAGAAGGAAACUGGAAAACAAAUUGCAAGAAUCCAAAACAUUUUCACGUGGUUUCAUUCACUUUCACGAUCACUUCUUAUACAUCUUUUUUUCAACUGAAUGAGCAGCACCUUGGUGUUUGUGAAUUCUCAAGCCUUUCUUGUUCAAUUUAUUUGAGAAAUUACGGAGCUUGCACCCAUCUGUAAUAUAAAAUGUGCCUGCUCCUAAAUUCUCAGACAGAGCUCUAUGGGAGAAUGCUAAUUGGUUGAGAACUAGCCACCUUCCUGGUUGCUGCCAUGGGCACUGGAGGAGGUUCCAUGCUGUGGGCUUUAUGAUCAGAAGGAGGAUGCAGUAUAUGUGUUUGAGUUUUUAGUGAAUGGAUUAAAAAAGAUGGGGGGAGCACUAGCACCCCCUGUUUCUGCUGUGUGUUCUCUGUAAAGUGUUUGGAUAGAGGGUGAGUGAAUAUUACUUUUUAUUUAUUUUUUUUCCUUUCAUGUUAUUUUUCAUUGUUAAGCAGCACCGUUUGGGUUUAAAUAACUAACAGGUGAAAGGGGAUCCUAAACACCCAGGAUAAGAUUACUUGGUAUGCAUUUUGAAUUUUAUUAUGGUUGUGCUUGAAAUCAAAGGGCUUCAUUAUCAUUUAACCCUUUCAUUAUUCAUGCUUUGAAAUGUUGCUAGGGUAGAAACUUAAUUUGGUGUGUGGUUUGUAUAACGCUGGGUUUUACUGCUUGUACUGCAUCCCGUGUCCCAUCACAAUCCUUCAUGUGUUCCUCCGCAGGAAGCCUAUUUCAGAUACAUGGCCGAGAAUCCGACAGCUGGACUUAUCCCAGAAGAGGAGGAAGACAAUCUUGAAUACGAUAGUGAUGGCAAUCCCAUUGCUCCUACAACCAAGCGUGUUAUUGACCCUCUGCCUCCAAUUGACCACACCUUGGUGAGAGCAAGUUAUAAAGUGGAACUGUAAGGGGCAUCUACUGUGCCCAUGUAGGUUUUAUUAUGUUAUGUGCUGAAUCUUCUGUUUCUUACACAGAUCGAGUAUCCUCCUUUUGAGAAGAACUUUUAUGAGGAACACGAGGAAAUCACCUCCCAGACUCCACAGCAGAUCGUGGAACUGCGCCACAAACUGAAUCUGCGGGUAAGUAAAGAGUCUGACCUGUUACCGGGGUGGGAGAUGCUGAGUUGAUUUGGGUGAUCAAGUUUACAAGCUAAAUUGACUUGUUUACAGAGAAAUGCCAUCAGAAAAUGCAAAGUACCCUUGUGCCUCAUUGUAAUAUAAACUCUCUACAGGUCUCUGGGGCAGCUCCACCACGUACUGCCAGCAGCUUUGCUCACUUUGGAUUUGAUGAACAAUUGAUGCAUCAAAUUCGGAAGUCAGAGUACACUCAACCGACCCCCAUCCAGUGUCAGGUGAGUAAGGCUUUUUCUUUUUUUCCUGCACUUUUAUUUAUUUAUUUUUUUGCUAUAUUUUCCAUUGCCUUGUUUGUUUUAAUUUUUUUCACAUUUUAUAGGGAAUUCCCGUGGCAUUGAGUGGACGUGACAUGAUUGGCAUUGCAAAAACUGGAAGUGGUAAAACAGCAGCUUAUAUCUGGCCGAUGCUGGUACACAUUAUGGACCAAAAGGAACUGCAGCCUGGUGAUGGACCGAUUGCCGUCAUUGUAUGUCCCACACGUGAGCUGUGUCAACAGGUAUAACUGCAUGCUUAUCUUAUUAUACUUCUUCCAAAACAAUGUGCAAAAUCCAACCAGAGAUGACUUUCUCCUGUAAAGUGCUGCAAAUGUCUGUAAUGAGAGAGGGAGCAAUUCUGGACAAGAAUGGUUUAGUGCAUGUAUGUGUAUAGAAAUAUGUCAUUGGCACAGAGUUCAUUACUAUAUCUCUGCCUUGUACAUAUAUUGAUCACAGAAUACAUGGCAUUCUCGAAGCAUUAAAUGCUUUCCAAAGGGUCUUAUUCUCCUGCACUGAUACUUAAAGGACCACUAUAGGCACUCAGACCACUUCAGCUUAAUGAAGUGGUCUGGGUGCCAGGUCCAGAUAGGAUUAACCCUUUUUUCUGUAAACAUAGCAGUUUCAGAGAAACUGCUAUGUUUAUAAUAGGGUUAAUCCAGCCUCUAGUGGCUGUCUCAUUGACAGCCACUAGAGGGCUUCCGCAGUGAGAAGACGCUUUCCUAUGGACUGGCUGCGCGCGCGGCUCGUGCCGCGCAUGCGCAUUCAGCCAAAGAGGAGGAGAGGAGGCAGAGAGGAGGAGGAUAGUUCCCCGCACGUCGCUGGAGAAAGAGGGAAGUUUAACCCCUUCCUCUCCAUCCAGCCCGGUGGGUGGGGGCACCCUCAGGGCACUAUAGUGCCAGGAAAACAAGUAUGUUUUCCUGGCACUAUAGUGGUCCUUUAAAACAGGAACUGGCUGCGAUGUCAGACCAUCCUGUGCCUCUCAUUGCUUUUCCACAUAAAAAAAGUGUAUGCACGGUUUAAGCAUGAGUGAAAUUAAUUGAAUGCAUAUUAUUAUUAUUUUUCUUUGUCUUAGUGGGGGUCGGGCAAAGUUUGACAUUUAUAAAAUAUUAAUGAAUGCAUUGAAUCAUUUUCCAGCAGAGGUGAUUUAGACUAAUUUUGUAAAGGAGUUGAAGGUUGCUUAGUGUAGUCACAUCGCUGCCAUGAGUAGGAAAACAAGACCAUGAACCCUUUGUUUUCAGAUCGAGAAUGUUUAUUUGUUAGAUGAGCCAGUUGGCUUCUAUCUGCUCUGUGUAACUUGUUUUGGCCUUCAUAAUGUGUUUUAGAUCCACAACGAAUGCAAACGGUUUGGGAAGGCAUAUAACUUGCGCUCUGUUGCGGUGUAUGGCGGUGGCAGCAUGUGGGAGCAGGCAAAGGCUCUGCAGGAAGGAACGGAGAUUGUAGUCUGCACACCGGUGAGUAUAUACACAUCCAAACUUCAAUCUGCUGUCUAAUGGGCAUUGAGUAAGGGGUGGCUUAACAUCAUGUAAAUGGGCAUUGAGUAAGGGGUGGUUUAAAGCAGCACUGUCAUGCCGAAUCCUGUUUUUUUUUUUUUUUUUUUGUUUUUUUUUUUAAACCCCCCUUUCGCCUCCACUAUCUCCAAUUGACCCCCUAGUCACCCCCAAAUGCCCCUAAGCCCCCCACGUUACCUAUUUUUUUUAAUCAUUCUUUUCUGCCCUGAUCUUUAUUCAGGGCGCCGCCAUCUUUGUGUGGCUAGAUGAAGUCCCUGUGGGACGUCAUCUGCCCACACUAGAUAGCACUGAGAUUCCUGCACAUGCCCAGUGAAACACCUGGACAUGGGAACGGGAAUUUCAUCUAUUCAUUCAUUCAUCAGACAGACAAAUGAAUAGAAAUGUCAGACGAACAAACUAACACUGUGUAUCAGUGUUAGUCUGUUCGUUCAGUUUAUUACAAGGAGGAAGCUACCGGCACGCAGCUCCUUCCUUGUAAUAUGUAAAGAUAGAAGCGGCAGGGAGCAGUGCUCCCCACCACUUCAUAAGCCCCCCAGUCCCCCUUCACUCUACGGGGGUCAAUAUGACCCCCAUAAUAGCACAAGGGAGAUUAAAAUCUCACCAAUGCCCCUACUCGGUCCUAAAGUAAAAUAAGGGGGGAGACCUAUUGUGUGUCCCCUCCUACCCCCCACCCUUGGGUGGCGGGUGGGGGCCAUGAUGAUAAUGAGUUGGGGAAACCACUGUGCUCCCCCCCCUCCUCCGGGCCCCCCCCCCUCCAGGUGGCGGGUGGAGGGAGGACCUCCCCCCAUUAUCAUUAUGACCCCCACCCACCGCGCAGGGGUGGGGGCUGGUGGGGGGACAAUAGGUCUCCCCCCUUAUUUUACUUUAGGGCCCCCACCUGUCGUUUAGGGGUGGGGGCCAAUAGUGUUUUGUUUUGUUUUUGUUGUUUGUUUUUUUUUUGUUUUUUUUUUACUAGACAUGCCCCUACUCGCAGUAUAGCGAGUAGGGGCUGAAUUUACUAAUACUAAGUAAUUUUUACUUAGUAUUAGUAAAUGUGGCUGAAAGACCAAUUUAGGUCGGUCAGCCUUUUAGUAGAUAACUCCCUAAUUCCCACGGUAUCAGGGAGCUAUCUACUAAGUGGCUGCAAGAUGCAGCCACAGCACGAAUAGGAUCGGUGAUCGAUCCGAACAAAGUACCGAAUUGAGUUCUAAAAGAAACAAACAUACUGUUCUCAUUCAGUUAGAAUGCAAUUUGGCAGUUUCGUCUAAAAUGACAGGAAGCAUCGCGGGAACACAGAGGAAAGGUGAGAAUUAUGGGAAAAUUGCUCUGACCAGCGGAAAUGAAGCACACUUUGCUCCUCCGCUGGUCAGAGCUGGUCAAGCGGAGGAAUCCUCCCUACUUUGUCUUAUGAUUUUAAAGACCACAAAAGAAGACAGGAAAAAAGAACAGAUCCUGAGAGAGGGGGGAGAAGAGGAAGAGAUUGAGGAAAGGUAAGUACGGCAUGACAGUGCCGCUUUAACAUCAUGUAAAUGUGCAUUGAUAUUUUUUUUGCCAGUUUUUAUUUGAUCAUCUUUCUGCUUCUGCAGGGGCGUCUCAUUGACCAUGUGAAGAAGAAGGCAACAAAUCUCCAGCGGGUCACUUACCUGGUGUUUGACGAAGCCGAUCGCAUGUUUGACAUGGGCUUUGGUAAGUUGCUUUCUAGGGGCAGAUGUUGGGUGGGAAACUGUCACCUUCCUGAGUCUGUGUAAAGAAUUGUUCCUACACUAGAGCAGAAACCUCAGUGCAAUUAUUGAAUGUCUUGUGCAUUACCCUGUUCUCAAAUGUAAACAGAUGAGCUUCAUGGGCAAUAUUUCAGAUAACAAAUGUAGUUGGCCUGAACGUGUCAAGUCUGUAAAACUGCGGCUGGCCAGACUGCUCCAGGUCUGCCGGCACUAGUAGAGACAUGGUUGUGGAAUGCCCACCACUAAGAGCACUGGGCCUAAUCCAGAGCCGUGAAGGCUGCCACAGAGUUCCCUUAGUCAUUAAUAAAACUGUCCCCAAAAAGGUGACCCUUGGCUACCUUGACAGCUUUGGUGGGGGCAAUAUUUGCCAGUUUAGGCUCUAUCUUAAAUAAGAUGGUCUUACACCGUUCAAUGACUGCCCAUUUACUGUACAUGUUGGUAAUAAUUCUAUGCACUUAUUAAUAUUUUAUUAAUAUACCAAACCAAGAUAUGACAUUAAAGGUUCGUCCACUCUACUAAACCUAAAGUGUUCAGGAAAGGGUUAACAGCAAUGUCACCACAUUAAGCUGGGUUCAAUCAGAAUUAAUCUACUUACUGGAGCUUGUAACAUUCUGUGUUUUAUCAAAUUUCGCAUUACAAAUCUCACACAUUUUUUUUUUUUUCUCUUCUGCAGAAUACCAGGUUCGAUCUGUAGCUAGCCAUGUACGGCCUGAUCGACAGAGUAAGUUGAAGCUUUGAACAGAUUUACUUUCAUGAUAAACCUUUUAUUUCUUCCCAAAAUUUGGGAGAUAUAACCGAACUUCGCUUGUUAAGAUUCUUACCUAUUGUUUCUCCUGUACAGCUCUCCUAUUCAGUGCCACCUUCCGCAAGAAGAUUGAGAAGCUGGCCAGAGAUAUUCUGAUAGAUCCGAUCCGUGUCGUUCAAGGAGAUAUUGGGGAGGUAACCGUUUAAUUUUAUUCACAUCCCCUACUUGUUUUAUUUUUUUCCCUCAUCUUAUCCUCUCACUUUACUGUUUCCUAUUUGCACAACUUCUUUUUAUUUUUUUAUUUUUUUGGUCGCAGAAUGAAAUUUAUAGAUACCACAAAUUUAGGUCCUUCUGUUUUUUUUAUUUUUUUUAUUCUAUUCCUAGUCUGAUCUUUAAAGGACCACUAUAGUGCCAGGAAAAUAAACUCGUUUUCCUGGCACUAUAGUAUUAAUAGGUCCCCCUCACCGUCGUGGCCCCCCUCCCGCCGGGCUGAAGUGAGAGGAAGGGGUUAAAUCACUUACCUUUCUCCAGCGCUGGGGACUCUCCUCCCUCUUCCGCCGCAUGCGCGGCAAUAGCCGCACGUUCAGUCAGUCAGUCCUUGGGAAAGUAUUCUCAAUGCUUUCCUAUGAACGCUGGCAUCUUCUCACUGUGAAAAUCACAGUGAGAAGCGCGGAAGCGCCUCUAGCCACUGUCAGUGAGACAGCCACUAGAGGAUGGAUUAACCCAUAUGUAAACAUAGCAGUUUCUUUGAAACUGCUAUGUUUACAGCAGGCAGGGUUAAUCCUAGAUGGACCUGGCACCCAGAUCACUUCACUGAGCUGAAGUGGUCUGGGUGCCUAUAGUGGUCCUUUAACUGUUCAUGCCUGAUAUAUGAUAAAUCUUGUUUAUGUGACACUGAUCAAUUAAUACUAUCUCUAUAUGUCUUAGGCUCUAAAACUGUUCUGUGACAAACUUAAUGUUCUUACCAAGCAAGCUUGAUCUCUUUGGGCCAUUUUCCACUAGCCACACUUACUCUUUGCUUCUCUUUCACACAAAUAUCCAGGCCAAUGAAGAUAUCACUCAAGUGGUGGAGAUAUUGCCAGCAGGACCCGAUAAGUGGGCUUGGCUUACACGUAGGCUGGUUGAGUUCACCUCUACUGGAAGUGUCCUUCUCUUUGUCACGAAAAAAGCCAAUGCAGAGGAACUUGCUGCUAAUUUAAAAGUGGAGGACCACCAACUUGGCCUUCUUCAUGGAGAUAUGGACCAGAGCGAGCGAAACAAAGUUAUCACGGACUACAAGAAAAAAAACAUCCCUAUACUGGUAGCUACUGACGUAGCAGGUAGGUAUACUCCAACAUUGUAAAAAUGCAAAAUGUUCUCUUUGAAUGAAGAAAGGGAUCUAUCAUGCUUGUAGAUAUGUGAAAGAAAACGUAAUUAUUUAUCAAGAAAUGUACAUUUAUUACUCAUUAAAUUUCUGUUACAUCCUGGCGUCUGUAGAUUGUUGUUGCCCAACUUUAAAGGAUACUGUAGGCACUGUAACUGCUUCAUCUCAUUGAAGUGCUUAUUGUGUCUGGAAUUCCCUGGUGCCGUCUUUCUGUUCCGAGUUAAAACUGUUUUUAAUGUUUUAAUGGUAAACUAGAGUCCCUAGCAGCCCAUCCCCUCUUUGCUGCUUGAAGGAUCAUUAGCCAGAGCAGCAGUGGGUGGCUCUGAUUGGCUCAGAGUUUAAUGUGACCGCUUUCAGCCUAUCACACAUCCCAUUGUUUUUAUGAAUUGGUUAGAAGGAAGUGUGUAAUCUCUGCCCUAGUCCUAUCUAAAGCGAGGGCCAGGUUGUGGAUGGCCAGGGCCCCUGAUUCAGUGCUAAAGUGCUUGAAAAUGGUUUAGCACUGAAUGGCGAGACCGUGUCAGAGGAAUUCAAGCACUGAAACUAAUUCAGUGAGAUGAAAUGGUUAUGGUGCAUACAGCAUCCCUUUAAUGAUUCUCCAUUUAUCCAUAUCGGAAGAAUGAAAGGUCCGUUUUCCCUAGGAAUCUCUUUUGCUGUUUGUAGGUCCUGGAGCUUAAUCCAUUAAACUAUCUUGCUGUCGAUAGUUAUCAGAGCUCUAUUUCUGGUGCAUCAUUAUGAUUUACAGAACAUUUAAUUUUAUUACCUACUGAUGUCAUUUUCCACUUGGUAGAUUUGCACUAGAUCUGACCACACCUGCUCACAUCAAGUGUGUGGUUAUAAUCCCUCUCCCUCCUCCAACAGCCCGUGGUCUGGACAUUCCAUCAAUCAAGACUGUGGUUAACUAUGACGUGGCACGGGAUAUUGACACGCACACUCACCGUAUUGGUCGUACAGGAAGAGCGGGUGAGAAAGGUGUUGCCUACACACUUUUAACUCCAAAGGACAGCAAUUUUGCUGGUGACUUAGUGAGGAACCUCGAAGGCGCUAACCAGUAUGUGUCCAAGGAGCUGAUGGAUUUGGCCAUGCAGGUAUACAUUUUAAGAGUAGUUAUGGUUUGACGAUUACAAAUUGUUUAUAUUACAGACUGGAGAAGUUGGAAGAAUAAGGAGGGUCACUCAUUAAGAGCAUAUGGUGAUUUCGGGAUACAAGGGUGGCCUGGCCAAAGGUGCGCCCUGACACUUAAUUUAGCAGUUACCAAAGGUUCCUCUGAGAGUGCUCAGAGAGGAUAAACCUGGAGCUCACGUCCAACCAUACAGAAUGGGAUUCACACCACGGUACAUUCAUGACCCAUCCCCCCUCUCCAGUCAUGCAGUGGUUAAAAACAAAGUCCUGUCUCAGUCUCCUCCUCCUCCAAUGUGUGCAAUCGGGCAACCUUAAUGCUUUUCUAUGGGGAUUUUCAAGACACUGGAUGUCCUCGUGCAAAGCGUGUGCACGUUUCACGGAGUUAAAUUUCAUGUGAAUCGUUGAAGUGUCUUGAGUGGCUGUGUUAACCUUGCAAUGUUUUAUAUUAUAGUCUUAAAGGGACAGUACACUCAGACCACUUCAAUGGGAUGAAGUGGUUUUGGUGCCCAUAGAGUCCCUCUUAUUAUUAUUAUUAUUAUUAUUAUUAUCAUUUACAUAGCUCCAACAUAUUCUGCAACUUUACAAUUAUAAAUGGGAAACACAUUCUUAACUUCAGGCUUAUAAAAAAAGCAGUCUUAUUGCUGUCUGCGCUAUGAGGGUCAGAAACAGAACUGUAGGAGAAGACUAUCCUAGAGCAGGGGAUUGAGAGGUAUAGGUGUACGGAAGUGUUGUAUUUUGGGAAUUCCUACCUUUUAAGGUUGGGAGGGAAUUUAUCCAAUAUGUCCAAAGUCAUAGGCUCUCCUCAUCCAAGAAGGGAAAUAUUCUUAUCUUAAAGGAACACUUUAAGCACCACAACCGCUAUUUCAGGCCUCAAAAUAUCCGCUUGCAUCCUCUCCUCGCAGUUUGCGAGUUUAAAUGAAAUCCAUGCGAGUGCAGAAUGUGCUGCACUGUCCGGGAGUCGAUAGCUUCAGGCUUUCAGUAUCGCGUGUUGUUCCGCACCCUCCCUCCUACUUUAUCUGUCACUGGAGUGUGCUGAGACUGUCUACCCUGCCAGCACUCCAGGCGUUAAUGAUCAGAGGCUUGUGUAAGAUAUCUGCAGGGAAAGCCAGUCCCCCCUCCCUGACACCAGACACAAACUUUAAAUACUGCUCAAUAUAUGCAUUAGCUGCGUAUUACAAUCUUUCAAUAGUAGCCCUAUAGGGAGAGUGCUAAUAGUGACACUGGGGAGUAAUAGUGACUUUAGUCCUAUUGGUAAAAGGAUAGGGUCGCUGAUGACCUACUGGGCGAGCGAUUAAAACCUUGUCAGAGAGAGAAUAAAUUACUGCAGUAGUUAGAGGUUGGCUGGCCAUUAGAGAUACGCUGAGAACACUUUAUGGGGUCUUUGUAUUUUGUAGAUAGCACUUAAUGGUAUUACUUCUUCAUUUUCUCUAGAAUUCCUGGUUCCGUAAAUCUCGCUUCAAAGCUGGAAAGGGGAAGAAAUUGAACAUUGGUGGAGGUGGCUUGGGUUAUCGAGAGAGACCUGGUCUAGGUGCAGAGACUUCGGUGAGGAAUUUGAUACUUUUACUCCUAGUACAGAUCUUUUAGGUUCUGUGUUUGGGAGAAUGGGUCUUUGAUAUGUACCCAUGAUGGCUAAAACCUGGAAUUUCCACCGUCUAUAUCUUCUGUCUUAGGAACGUGCUACUGGAGGAAAUGUGAUGAGUAACUAUGAAGCAUUUAAACCUACUGGAGGAGCAAUGGGUGAUCGCCUGUCUGCUAUGAAGGCAGCGUUUCAGGUAAGGGCUUGAUUAUUAGACCUUCAGAGUGCUUAAGCAUUAGGUCAAGGCAAGUUUUACAGGGCGGGUUCUGUUAGUAUGUGGCUCUAUAACGACCCUGUAUGUUGGGGAACCACUGAAAUUGCAUGGUGACCCAAAUUUUGGGUCCUGACUUUGGGGAUAAUUUAUUGUCACUGGUCUGUUUUUGUUUUUUGCGAGGCAAGAUGACAUGUCUGCUCCCUAUUUUGCUCCAUCCACACUAGCAAAUAGGGAGAUAUACUCAGGAAAAAAGUUCUUCUUUUUUUUUUGUGUGUGUGUGGUAUUAACCCCUUAUGGACACAAAUAUUUCCGUCAUGUGUCCUUAAGGGGUUAAGAAAGAAUGGGUAAUAAAAAAUAUACAGGAACUGUUGCAUUGUUAGCUGACAAUUUGCUAUGAACAUCAAACAUUAAAAAGGCAACGUAGUUUCAUAAUCACAGGCUGAUUUAAAAAAACAACAUAAUUUACUAAGAAAGUUACAAAAAGCCGUUCACUAUUGAGUUCUUUUCAUUUAGAAACUAUUGGCCUGACAUUUAUUUCAAACGUGGGACAGAGUUGGCACAUACUAGAGAUAAAAUGAGUUUGUUGGAUAGCCAAAACAGAAACCAUGUAAACGUACAAUUUUAUGGAAAUAAUGGACAUAUAAGUUUUAGAGAUUAUAGAAUGCCCCUUUUCAGACAUGCUUACAGCAGAAAUAUAUAUUAUUUACAUAUAUAUGUGUAAAUAAUAAAAGUUCAGGUUUUUUAGAAAGACACCUGAAUACAUGUUUCUAUCAACACAGUAAAGGAGGAGACCAUAUUUAAAAGAAGAAAAACUACCACAACAAGAGGACAUUGUCUUAAAUUAGAGGGACAAAGGUUUAAAAAUAAUAUCAGGAAGUAUUACUUUACUGAGAGGGUAGUGGAUGCAUGGAAUAGCCAUUCAGCUGAAGUGGUAGAGGUUAACACAGUGAAGGAGUUUAAGCAUGCGUGGGAUAGGCAUAAGGCUAUCCUAACUAUAAGAUAAGGCUAGGGACUAAUGAAAGUAUUUAGAAAAUUGGGCAGACUAGAUGGGCUGAAUGGUUCUUAUCUGCUGUCACAUUCUAUGUUUCUACAAUGUCUGUCUGUGAACAAGCACAGUUAUGCAUCUCUACUGUAUAGGACAUUACCCUGCAAUACAAAACACAUUUCCCUUGUAUGCAAGUUUCUGGGAGGGCAGUGGUGUAUACUUGUUAUAGAAUUGCACAGGAGGUCAGACCCUGCAGUAAAAACACUAUAACCCAAUUUUAAUAAUAUAUAUUUUUUUGUUUUACUCCUUUGUAGUCACAGUACAAGAAUCAUUUUGUAGCAGCCAGUUUGAGCACUCAGAAAACUGGGACUUCUACAAUUAAUUCUGGAGCAUGGACCAGUGCGGGUAGCUUAAGCUCUAUACCGAAUGUGCACCCACAGCCUCUAGCACCUCCAGCUGAAGCAUCUCCACCGCCCACCCCUAGGACCAUGCCAGGAUUUACGAGCAGUGGAACCCUCAGUAGCAUCCCGAUGUCUUACCCCUCCAUAGGAAGCUCAAACUUUCCUGCAACAAGUGGGUAUAGUGCUGGUGAAGGGGCAAGUGGAAGUCGCGAAGAAAGUGAGAGGUCUAGUGAUAGUAGAGGUCGGCAUGGAGACCGGGAGGCACAUAGGCAUGGAGGACAUAGGCACUCCAGCAGUGGGCGGCAUGGGGAGAGCUAUAAUGGAGGAGAGGGGAAAAGAGAAGGCUCUCGAGAAGGAGGAAGUGGCAGAAGAGACAGUGGAGAAGGACGUAGAGAGAGUCCCAGAGAUGAAGGACGUAGAGAGAGUCCCAGAGAUGAAGGACGUAGAGAGAGUCCCAGAGAUGAAGGACGUAGAGAGAGUCCCAGAGAUGAAGGACGGAGAGAGAGUCCCAGAGAUGAAGGACGGAGAGGGAGCCCACGUGAAGUAGGAGAGGGAAGGAGAGAGAGCCCACGAGAUGACGGAGAAUCGAAAAGAGAGGGAAAGAGUGAAAGCUUUGCAAUACCAGAACCUCCCAAGCGCAAGAAGAGUCGAUGGGACAGUUAAGUUAGCCCAUCUUAUCAUGGGUUUGCCAUAAUUUACUCAAUUCUGUUUGAUUCAUUUUGUUUGCUUUUUUUUUUUUUUUCUCUUCAAUUUACUGUUGGAGGUGACACAAUCCCUGACACUUCGGUUUUUAAUUUGAGAGAACAUAAAUUCACUCUGGACUGGUCCUUAUCUUGCGCAGAUUUGAGGGUGGGGGUCAAGUAGAUCCGUGUGCUUCUACAUGUACAGCAAAAUACAUCCAUUCAUUGCUUUGCAUUAAGUGUUUUAUCCUGCAGUCACUUAGAAACCUGCAAUGUGGGCUAUUCAGUUCCAGCUGUUCCUUGGACACUCUCUCCAUAUUGUGUGUAUGUGCGUGUUAGAAAAUGUUUCUGUACAUAGCAAGUUUUAUCCCCCCUCCCCUCCCUCAUGUGAGAACUUGUUCAUUUCAUAGACAGAGCUUCUGAUUAAAAAAACAUGUUUUGAUGUUGUCUCUUGUCGUGUUACCAGUUUAAAA